AUGGGAAACUCUGGAUCCGUUAGUCUUUCCCCACGGGGGGAAUACGCACCAGCUCCUAACAUUAAUCCUUCUAUAGCUGGAAUCUCAACUCCAACGGCGUCAAUCGUCCUUCUCGACUACCCAGUCAAGAAGGAAAACCCUCAAUCUCUACUCACUGGAAAUACCCCAGAUUCUCCACCAACACAAAACGAGCACACAACGAUACAAAUCACCACUCAAGAAUCCCAUCCACCUCCGAGCAAGAUCGCAUCCAAAGAGGCUGUCGAGCUUCCCCCUCAACAACGACCCACCAAACCCUCACUGCAUCCCCAGCCUCGAACACACGAGACAGAAAAUGCUCAAGAAGAAGACAUUUUCGACUCUUUCCCGACCCUCUAA
Messenger RNA from Hyaloscypha bicolor E, 378 nucleotides. RefSeq lists its product as uncharacterized. Lineage: Eukaryota; Fungi; Ascomycota; Leotiomycetes; Helotiales; Hyaloscyphaceae. The transcript has a single exon. The record is from RefSeq and is a predicted model, not a curated record. Bases 1 to 378 code for a protein of 125 amino acids.